Molecule: messenger RNA, 822 nt
Organism: Colletotrichum karsti
Lineage: Eukaryota; Fungi; Ascomycota; Sordariomycetes; Glomerellales; Glomerellaceae
Product: dienelactone hydrolase family protein
Exons: 4
Coding region: 1-822 (273 amino acids)
Molecular function (GO): hydrolase activity
Source: RefSeq, a predicted model, not a curated record
AUGAUGUUUAUCGACGGUAUCUUCGCAGUGUUGCUGGUCAGUCUCUCGCUGCUAGGAGUAGGGCAUGCUUUUGUGGCAGACCUGUCUCUCCUGGCGUUCUCGGGCACACCGGUGGGCCAGAUGGUUAAUCACAAUGGACUUGAUAUAUACCAAGCCAAGCCCAAGGACCAACAAGCCGGCAACGGCAUGGGGUCGCCUAACAAACCAUUGGUCGGGGUCCUUCUUCUGACAGAUGUCUUCGGCAUUCAAUCAAAAGAGAACAAACUUCUGACAGAUAGUUUCUCCCGGGCUGGGUACGUCACGAUAGCCCCCGACCUUUUCAACGGGAAGCCGAGGUCAGAAGAUCCCAAGUCCGGCUUCAACGGCACGGAGUUCUUUGGUAGACAUGGGCCGAGCGUCACCGAUCCCAUCGUCUCAACGGCGAUAUCAUACAUGCGGGAGCAGUUGGGGGUCUCUAAGAUUGCAGCGGUGGGAUAUUGCUUCGGGGGACGAUACGCCUUUCGAGCCCUCGGCCUCCCCCAAGGCAAAGCUGUGAAUGCAGCGUUUGCGGCCCAUCCAACUUUACUUGGAGACGAGGAAAUCAAAGCAAUCAACGGCCCUGCAAGCUUGGCUGUUGCUGAGAAAGACACGGGGAUGCUGAUCAAGAGAAGGAUGGAGAUAGAGGCGGCAAUGGCAAGCACUGGUCAGCCCUUCACCAUGAACUUAUACGGUGGGGUUCCGCAUGGUUUUGCAACACACCCAAACCUCGACAUUCCCGUGGAAAAGGCCGGAAAAGAAGACGCCUUCUUACAAGCUGUCAGAUUCUUCGAGACAUGGGUAUAG